Messenger RNA from Bombina bombina (fire-bellied toad), 1023 nucleotides. RefSeq names its product pulmonary surfactant-associated protein A. The transcript has 5 exons. The record is from RefSeq and is a predicted model, not a curated record. Gene Ontology annotation, molecular function: signaling receptor activity. Lineage: Eukaryota; Metazoa; Chordata; Amphibia; Anura; Bombinatoridae. Bases 49 to 864 code for a protein of 271 amino acids.
UUGAAGACUAAUACGUGAUCAUUCUUUCCUAGCUUGACUUCAUCAGACAUGAUUUCUUAUUUGCAGCUUGUUUAUAUAAUAACUUUGUUACCCCCGAUAUUAUUCUCUGUGACACUAUCAGAGACACCAAAUCUGUGCACGGUGGUGCAAGGACUUCCAGGACUUAAUGGCAGAGAUGGGAGAGAUGGGGUUAAUGGAAUGAAAGGAGAGCCAGGUCCACUUGGAGAACAAGGUUUAAGAGGUAUUGCAGGACCACCUGGCAAAGUGGGACCAAUGGGGAAUCAAGGAGACCAAGGAAAUAAUGGAAUCCCAGGCCCACUGGGACAAAAAGGAGAUAAAGGAGAUUUUGGUUUACCAGGUGUCAAAGGAAAUUCUGGAGAAAAAGGGCAGAAAGGAGAUCCAGAUACUAGUGUGACCAGUAAGGAUUCUGAUUUAGAAAACAGAAUAGCACUUUUGGAGAAGCAGCUGAUCUCACUUGGUAAAGUUUUAUCCUUUGCAAGUAUCCUGAGGACAACGGGUGAUAAAUACUAUGCCACAAAAGGAGAUGAAGGUGAUUAUUCAGCAGCUCAGACAGCUUGCGAGAGACAAGGUGGAACCUUACCGACACCAAUGAACAAUGCUGAAGAUUUAGUUAUCUAUCAGUUUGCACACUCUGCUAAAAGACAAAUAUUCCUGGGCAUAAAUGAUAUAAAAGAGGACACUGUUUUUACAUACCUGAAUGGGAAACAACUUACAUACACUAAUUGGUAUCCGACGGAACCCAAUGGUGGCAGAAUUGAAAACUGUGUUGAAACAUAUCAUCAUGAACGCAAAUGGAAUGACCGUAGUUGUGAUGCAAAGAAUCUUAUUGUUUGUGAAUUUUGAAAUGUACUAAAUUAUGUGAAGUAGAUAUAACACGCAUCACUAAAUUUUGGAAUAUAUUAUUUAAAUGAUAACACUGAAUUUAAAAAUGAAGGCAGAUUUAACAACAUUUAUAAAUAAGAUGUGCAUUAUUUUUCAGAUUAAAAAUGUAAAGAAUUUUCA